Messenger RNA from Spodoptera exigua (beet armyworm), 336 nucleotides. The record is from the annotation of a GenBank genome assembly. NCBI's taxonomy places the organism in Eukaryota, Metazoa, Arthropoda, Insecta, Lepidoptera, Noctuidae.
AUGCGAAGUGAAGUGCGCCGCCGCGCCGCCGCUCGCCGCGUCCCGGCUGUGUCGCCCCCCGCGCCCGCGCCUCAGCCGCCGCCGUCGUCCGCCGACAUGAUCACGCGGUUGAUGCGUGAACAGUCUCCUCUUGCUGUGAAGCAGUUAUGCGCGCGAAGACGGAGGCGGAGCGCAAUGGCCGGAGACAGUUCUGUCGAUGAAUCCCAGCUUAAGGGCUUGGCCAAAUACUUCAACAGUCAAACAAACAAGGGCAGAGCUAACACCGCCAAGGCCACUUACGCAUUCAUGGGUGCUAUGAUCCUAUACUUCACCCUUAAACCCAAGUCGAAGAAGUAA